This is a messenger RNA of Budorcas taxicolor (takin), 1365 nucleotides long. RefSeq names its product myeloid-associated differentiation marker-like. Gene Ontology annotation, cellular component: plasma membrane; cell-cell junction. Lineage: Eukaryota; Metazoa; Chordata; Mammalia; Artiodactyla; Bovidae. The record is from RefSeq and is a predicted model, not a curated record.
AUGGGAACGUCCUCAGGCCUGGGCUCCGGGGCCCUGGGCUUCCUCCUGCACCUGGGGCAGCUGCUCUCCACCUGCCUGCCCUCCUUGCUGCAUGGUCACUGGAGUGAGUGCGCAGGUAACUGGUCUGUGUUCCUGCGGUGCUUCUGCUCUGGUGGUACCCUCACCAUCUUCAUGGUGGAGCUGUGUGGGCUCCAAUCCCACUUCCCCUUGUCCUGCUAUGACAUUCUCUACCACUGUGCCUUCUAUUUCACCCUAUUCUGUCUCUUUGCCUCCAUUAUUUUCACCACCAGGAUGCUUGGGAGCCUGUUGGUCUUCCUGCUGUAUGUCAUUUUGGCUUUAAUUUUCAGCACCAUUAUCAACUGCCACAGCUGUUUCCAGUACACGUCUGCCACGCUGGCUCUUUCUCUGGUGGGUCCUCGGUAUGAAGAUCGCUGCCGUACUCGUGCCUGUGACCUGCCUGACCAUCACAGCACCGUGUCCACCCAGUCGACAUCCCCAGAAGAGGGGGCCUUGUGUGUCACGUGCUGCUGCCUUCGCCUGCCACAGCGCUUCUCCACCUGCGGAGCUUCCUCCCUGGUGACUGACAUGGGCGUUGGAAAGGGGGCCAUAGGUAACUGGUCCCUGUGCAUCUGGGGCUUCUGUUUCACUGUGACCCUUGUCACCUCCAUCGGUGAGUUAUGUAAGGUCCAGUCCCGCGUUCCUUUCUUUUGGAACAACUUUGCCGUCACCUAUGCCUGCUACUCGGCCCUCGUCUGCCUCUCGGUUUCCAUCACCUACUCCGUCACUUGCAUCCAGUCCUUGCCUUAUGGUCCUCACCAAGACCGGGCCGUCGCCGCCACUGCCUUCUCUUGCCUCACAUCUGUGCUGUAUGCCAUGGAAGUGGCCUGCACGUGGAGUGGCUACAAGAUCACAAAUACCACCUGCUAUGAGCUCACCAUGCCAGGCCUGCUGAAGGUGCUGGAGACCUUCGUGGCCGGUGUCAUCUUCACCUUUCUCGGCAACACCUCCCUGUACCUGCACCAGCCGGCCCUGGGGUGGUGCGUGGCCGUGCACUCCAUCUGCUUCAUCCUGGCAGCAGUGACCGCCCUGUUGAACAUGGGUGAAUGGGAACACAAGCCGCCUGUUGAGGCUGUGAUCGCAAUACUGUCUGUCCUCCUCUAUGUCAGCGCUCUGGUCCUCUGGCCGCUCUACCAGUUCAGCAAGGAGCUCGGCGGGCAGCAGAGGCCCAGGGAUGGGGACUGCAGGGAUGACCUCACCUAUGACAUGUGCGCUUGAGACCAGCGCUUGGCUGUGGCUGUCCUGACAGCCAUCAACCUGCUGGUUUACGUGGCCGAUCUAGGGUACUGGGCCCGCCAGGUUCUGUAG